This is a messenger RNA of Aspergillus melleus, 741 nucleotides long. Its product is annotated as putative histone h1.3. Lineage: Eukaryota; Fungi; Ascomycota; Eurotiomycetes; Eurotiales; Aspergillaceae. The coding region runs from base 1 to 741 and encodes 246 amino acids. The record is from RefSeq and is a predicted model, not a curated record. The transcript is spliced from 3 exons.
AUGUCUGCGAUUGCCAAAACUAAGCCAGAAGGCCUGCUGGGCCUCUCUGUCGCCGAAGCCAAGUCUUUGCUUCUUGGUAUUGUCUGUGAGGAAGGCGGCAGGAUUGAUAUGGAAAAGCUUGCUUUGAAGUACCCGUACAAGAACAGCGCUUCCGCCAGCACCUCGUACCGCAACGCCAAACGCAGGCUCCUGGAAAUUGACACUGCUGGUGCAGCCGAUGGCCCUGCUGCGAACUCCAUCGCCUCCCCAGGUACUUCAGCCGCCAACAGCGCGACCACCACCCCCAAGAAAAGAUCUCCUGUCAAGCGCAAGAAGCUUGCACCCAUUGACUCCGAGGCUGCUGCCGGCCCCGCCGACGAAGCGACCGGCUCUCCCAAAUCAAAGCGACAGAGAAAGACCCCCGUGAAGAAGGCUACUGCCGCUAAGAACAAGGAGCUCGUCGAAGAAGACGACGAGGCCAACGAGGGUAUGGUGAAGCCCGAGCCCAACGUCGAGGACAACAAUGGACUUGCCAACGUGAAGGUGGAGGACACCGAUGAGCAGGCAGAAUACUGUGACCUGGAGCAGACCAGCAUGCCGCUGCAGUUGCAUGAGAAUGCUGAGGACGACCUGGGAAGCAUCGACCUCGAUGCCGAGCUUGAUGCCUUGGAUACCCCCAAGACUAUCAAAGGCGAGGACGAUAUCGACACUGAGUUCAUUGACCUUGAUACCCCUACCAAGGGCGAGAUCGAAGAGGCCUAG